AUGAGUAAGGGCUGCGUAGAGCCAGAUUCUUCCGAUGUAAGCCUCGCUCGCAUUAUCUAUGCGUUCACUUGGUUGCUAGUACAUAUAGGCUUAGUGCGAAUGAUCGCGAAUGCCUCAACUCAUCAACCCGCCCCUCAAAUCCAUUCGGGAGAGGCCUACCUCUACGGAGUCUGCCCCGACCGAGUUUAUUUCGACAGAGUCUACUCCGAUAGGGUUUACCUCUACGGAGUCUACUCCGAUCGAGUCUACCUCGAUAGAGUCUACUCCGACCGAGUCUACCUCGACAGAGUCUACUCCAACAGAGUCUACUCCGACAGAGUCUACUCCGACAGAAUCUACCUCGACAGAGUCUGCCUCGACAGAACUCGUGCAAUCAAAAACUUGUCAAUCAACAGCGACAGCAAUCAGGUCACCAUCAGAGCCAACAUCGACACCGAAAGCGAAUAUAAUGUUUUGAAAACGAUUGACCUAGAUGCUGACCCCUACGCUGCAUUCACAUCAACAGAAAAAGAGACCUUAGAGAGUUUCGAGGAAAACUUGAGAGACAAAAGACUCGAGAUCUCCUGCAAGCUCGGAUUCCGUUUACCGAUUUUUCAUGCUAGCCUUGUCUCCGUGACUUUUAAAAGAACAUUAGGUCAGGUAGUAAUGGGUGGAUCAGACGCGACAGGGAGAACCGAGACCCUCAUUCGAAUCACGGGGUUGAGAGAUCGGAGGCAGAUGAGCUCCUUUCACGAUGUCUUAACGAUGAAGAAGUAUCGAAGUCUCUACGAGCCGCUGAAUCUCUGCUACCACAAGGAUCGAGUUCUUCGCAUGGCGCUUGAAGCUUCAUGUGCGAUCCGCGAUCCGGCACAGACCUUGACGCUCUGCGGCUGUACAAUUAUCAUUCAAACACCUGGUCAGGACCCGCGGACGUCAACGCUCGGCGGCCUUCUUACGGUCAGAGGCAAGUUCUACGCCCUCACGACAAGUCACAUGCCUGAUGACGAUGAUGGGUUCUCUGAGGAUGCAUCCGACUAUGAGAGCGAUGAUGACAUUGGCUCCCUCUUCUUCUUCGAUAAGAAUGACGAUUUGGAAGAUGAAAGAUCGAAUUCAGUUACUCCUUUUGAAUUCGACGAUGGCACUGGCAAGAAAGAUAAAACCGCGGUUCAACUUCCAAAGACCGCGUCGUUAGAUGUGGAUAUUGGCAAAAGCGAGGCAACAACUAGAGAAGAAAGUGUGCCAAGGCUCUCGCCAGAAGGAAAAGAGUCCCGCACAGCUGGACUCGGGGCGUCUCCGAUGAAGUCAGGGGUAGCAGCUACGACUCAUAUCAUAACCAAAAGCUCGUCUCAGAAGAAGGGCUUCUUAAACCUAAUCGAAGGAGACAACCUGAAAAGCGGAGACGAUUGGCUCCUCGUGCCCGUCGGAACCAACUUUCUCUUCCCAAACAGAUUACCGGCAGGCGUACAGAAACCAGCAACAUGGCAGAACCAUUUCAUCGAAAGCUUCUGCCCUGAUUUGGGUAAACUAUUCGUUGACGAGAACGACCCGAACAAGCCGCCCUCUCAAAGGACGGUUUGGGCAAUUGCUGGAAUGGGCGGUCUGAUACGCAGCAGCCUCUGCCCGAACCCGUCGUUCAUUCUUUCCAACGGCUGCGAGAAAAGUUCAAAAGUUUGGAUGGUCGAAGCAGAGGCCCCUAGUCAAGGCUUCCAAGCAGGAGAUUCUGGCUCCUGGAUCGUCGAUGAUAAAACGAGACGCGUACUGGGCAUUUUGGUGGCUCGGGUCGGUGGUGUCGGCUACAUGACCUCCUUUGCCAUGGAACAGGCGCCGGACAUGCGAUCUUGGGGCCAAUGGCUCUCUGAUGGCACAGCAGCGACUCUGGACAUCGUAAGACACCCGAUCGACCUCGGCUUUAGCAAAGCAUGGGCCGUAUUGUUUACUGCGAUUGUUUACGUGAUAGCUCUCUCGAUUAUACAAGGUCCAUGGGAAUCCUGGAACUCCCUGCAGCUGGCACUUGCUCUGCCGGGCUGCGUUCUGUUGUUUUGGGUAUCCUCAGAGCUACGCAGUGGUCAAGAGCCACAGAACCGCCCUUCACAGGACGUCUUAGUCUGGCGAAGAAGGGCUUUCUGCACGUGGCUUUGGAUCUCGCUUGGGGCAGGAAUCCUGGUCGGCUGUGGAAAUCAGAUCCUGCGACCCACGAUACCAGAGGAUACAAGAUCUGAGGACGAGAAGACAAGGGAUUGGAACAAGGGAUUGGAGUAUCUGAAGGAUUUUAUGGACUAUCUUUCAGCCUCGUUAAGUACUUUCAGAAAUGACCUGGAGGACUUGCAGAGGGCAUUGCAGGAUGGAGAUGUCCGAGCCAUCUUAGCCAAACUGAGGGAGAUGUUUUCAAGGAGACUGCCCAGGGUCAAAAGGUCUAACAAAGUGAUAUAG
Colletotrichum scovillei is the source of this 2409-nucleotide messenger RNA. RefSeq lists its product as uncharacterized. The record is from RefSeq and is a predicted model, not a curated record. Bases 1 to 2409 code for a protein of 802 amino acids. NCBI's taxonomy places the organism in Eukaryota, Fungi, Ascomycota, Sordariomycetes, Glomerellales, Glomerellaceae. The transcript is spliced from 5 exons.